GGUAUUGUUCGAAGCAAUCCUCGACGCCUAUCUCUGCUUCUCUGCGAUCCUCUUUUUUCCCCUCUUUUUUGCGUCUUCUCAGUACCCCACGAAGGAUGCGUUCUCCAACACGCGUUUUGCACCGCGCUCCGCUUCUCUUCUCGCCGCGGUUGACUGCGUGCGGUGCGCACCGAGGCGGCGCUGUCAUGUGUGCGGAAUUCCUCAAGACCACCAUCAACAGGUAUGGCGCCUUCACAGUAGCUCGUCGUCACGUCCACGAGCGCCCUUUCCAAGAACUCCCCCAAGACUUCUCACAGGGUGAGGCGUACGCAGUGGCCCGAGAUGCUCUCCUGCAGCUGAACAUCAUGCACCGUCGUGGAAUUGAGCCAGAUGCGCUCAUGUACACCUCACUUAUCGCAACGAUGGGCCGUGCAGGCUUGGAAUGGCAGGCAUACAAGCUCUUCUCUCGCAUGAUCGAGCAGGACGUACAACCGCUGCCGGAGACAUACGUCGCCUUGCGCGAUGCCACUAACAAGCAGCGGGUGGCGUUGCGAGAGCAAAUUCAGACAAAAAUUGAAGAGGCCGUGGACGUCUUUCCAGAAGCGCUGGCGGCGGCGGAGCGCGAGCGCCAGCGCGAGGAAGACCGCCGGUGCAUCGCAAAGUUCAACGAGUACAUGCGCGGCGUCUUGCCCGCGACAAGCUCCAACGCCCCCGCUGCCGCGGCGUCCACAGCUGCCGAUGCGUCCAAGUCCGCAGAAAGCGCGAGGGAGGAAUCUGCGGAGUCCCCCUCCGCGUCGCCGUCGCCAUCGGUGGCAUCGAUGCACAUCCGCAGCCCCGGAGACGCCUGGAGUGCGGCGCAAAGGGCCAAGGAACACCGCAGCCACGCACAGGGUCUCGCAAAAGGCGAAUCAGCAGCCGAUCUGCGCGCUGCCCUUGAGCGCUUGGAUGAGGAGGAACUCCGCAUCUACCUCGCCGCUCAGCGCCAGCUGCGUCACGGCACCAAAGUUCAGCUGAUCGAUCGGGUUCUGCAGAAGGUGAGCGCCAACGCGAUUCGAGCCAUGCUAGACCGCCGAACCCACUACUUUCGCUCCGUGGAGCAAAUUCUGGCGGCCGACCUCCGUCAGCUCAACAUGUCGGGCCCCAGCGCAGUAGAGCAGGCGGCACCAGCAACAGCAGGGAAGAACACGGCUGGGGGUACCGGAAAGGACCGCACACUCACCAGUGCGGAGCAGGAUGCUGUCGGGCCCGACGUGCUGUUCGCGCCGUGGGGAAUUCUGCGUAAGCCGAUGCGACGCCGUCCCGAGCCACCGGCGCCGCGCAACGCGGAGCGACUUGAGCGGGUGCGCCUCAGCGAGCCAGAGCUUGUGCUGCUGCGUCAGAAGGCGGAGACGAAUGAUGUCGACGAGUUGCCCGAGUCAAUGCUGCGGCGCUACGCCUACCAAUUUCAGCUGCGGUGGCGUCGCAGCGACGGCGCGGCGUCGCUGCUGCAAGCCGUGCAGUGGCACGUGCUCACCUACUUCCCCGGCGCAUUGCAGCCGUCCGUGGAGAAGAGUGGAAAUGGCCUGGUGGAGAGGGCAUCGCCAACGCCCGCCAUCCGGCUUCAGAAGGAAGAAGAAGGUAUGCGGACGACGCUGGAGAACUUCGAGACUUUCCGUGUCAUUGCGCAGCGCACGAACAACUUACAGGUGGUGGACAACAAGGAGAUCAACCGCCACCUCCAGCACGUGCGACUCGACGCGAUUCGGCGCGAGCGCAAGAUGGAGAACUCGCUGCGGCGAGAGCGGCACGUCAUGGAGGCGGCGGGGCUGGCGGCCUCCGCCAAAACUUUCACGCCGCUGCCGAUGGCGGGCGAAGGGGAGAUGCAGGUCCUCGGCGUGACAGCGGGCGCCACCUCCACCGCAGACGAUCCAUCAACGACAAGGGCAACUUUACCAGGAGGCAUUCAAACCUCCCUCAUCCCUGCCGAUCUCGCAGACGGCGGAGAGGAAGAGGCGGCGACGACGGAGGGGGAUGACACCGCUGUCAACGAGCUCCCACCGUGGGCGCUGUUUGAGGAGGAGGACGAGUUCAACCUCUCCACCGGCCACUUCGGCGACCCAAACAUCGGCCGAUUUCAGGAGCUGAGUGACGCGAAGGUACGUCUGUUGCCGUCGCGCUCCGCCCAAGCGAAGUGGUCCGUUGAUCAUCAGCUGCUGCCCACCUCUCUCAACGACGUUGUGCAGGAGGCAGAACUGGCGCAGCAGCAGCGGCACGAGGCAGUCGAGAAGGAGUACGAGCGGCGCCUACACUACACAAAGUACCGCAAGUGGGACCACCUCAUCGCAAGGGCGCAGGCGAGGCAGUCACAGGAGCGGACGGAGGAGUCUGGCGCAGCCCAGCCGCUGCCACCGAAGCGGCGUCUUUCGCAGCUGCUGCGCAAAGGACGGGACCGAAAGAGAGUCUCGGAGGAGGUGCAGGCAAAGUUCAGCAAACGGCUGUAA
Leptomonas pyrrhocoris is the source of this 2459-nucleotide messenger RNA. RefSeq lists its product as hypothetical. Bases 96 to 2459 code for a protein of 787 amino acids. The record is from RefSeq and is a predicted model, not a curated record. NCBI's taxonomy places the organism in Eukaryota, Euglenozoa, Kinetoplastea, Trypanosomatida, Trypanosomatidae. The transcript has a single exon. Gene Ontology annotation, molecular function: protein binding.